This is a messenger RNA of Pararge aegeria (speckled wood butterfly), 1695 nucleotides long. Its product is annotated as organic cation transporter protein-like. Bases 1 to 1695 code for a protein of 564 amino acids. The transcript has 6 exons. The record is from RefSeq and is a predicted model, not a curated record. Gene Ontology annotation, biological process: transmembrane transport. Gene Ontology annotation, molecular function: transmembrane transporter activity. Gene Ontology annotation, cellular component: membrane. Lineage: Eukaryota; Metazoa; Arthropoda; Insecta; Lepidoptera; Nymphalidae.
AUGGCAUCCCGAAAUGAUAUAAUAGAUAGUGUUAAUCUUAAUGAUCCGAUUGUGAAAAUGCCGAAUAAGAAAGUGAAUUUGGAUAACAUUCUGGUGGAAGAAAUCGGUCAGUUCGGGAGGUACCAGGUCAGAACUUUAAUACUAACACUGGUUGUGAUCAUAUUUGGAGCGUGGGGCGCCACGGAGUACAUUUUCACAACUGCGAGGAUUAAAACUAGAUGCCUAAUCCCAGAGUGCGAGGGUUCGGAAGCUGCAGAAUUCUCUCCAACCUGGAUUCUGAACGCUAUCCCGGCUAGUGGCAGUUCAUUUGACAACUGCCUGCGCUUCGACUCCAGCAAUGGGACUCCGAGCAGGGAUGAGUGUCCCGCAGAAUGGUUUAACCGAAAAGAGCAUGUUGGCUGCACGGAAUAUGUGUACGAGAAUACGAAUACCGUUGCUUAUGAUUACGGCUUGGCAUGUGAAGAAUGGCGUCGAGCUUUUAUCGGAACGGCGCGAACCUUUGGCACUUUCUUAGCACUGCCCCUCGUGGGCUUCACGUCUGACCGCUGGGGCCGGCGCUUCGCCCUCAGCUUGAACGCCCUCAACACCGCGUGGGUGGGCACCGUGCGCUACUGGGCGGACACUUACUAUGGUUUUGUCAUUUCUGAAGUCGUCGAGUCGGCGAUUGGAGCUGGUGCUUACUCCUGUGCCUACAUUUUAGUUAUGGAACUAGUCGGGCCAAAAUACCGCGUGGCUGCAGGGGCGACCAUCAGUACCUUCUUCUCAUUUGGCCAAGUGCUUAUGGCUCUAAUAGCAUGGGCAGUUCCCAACUGGAGGAAUUUAACGCUCGCUCUUUAUUUGCCACAAUUCAUAACUAUAUGCUAUUUCUGGAUUAUGUCCGAAUCUGUGCGAUGGUAUCUGAGUAAAGGACAAUUCAAAAACGCUGAAGACUUUCUCAAAAAUGUUGCCCGAACAAAUAAACGACAACUGUCGGAUCAAUCUCUACAGGCAUUGAAACACAGCGCAGAAGCUGAGAAAAUUCGGGCUGAUGCAGAGAAAGUAACUAAAGCCAAGGAACCUUGGCUGAUCAUUUUAGUCUUUCGGAACAAAGCUAUCCUCAGACGCUGUUGCAUAUCACCGGUGUGGUGGUUCACGAGCGCUCUGGUAUACUACGGAAUGUCGAUAAACGCAGUCAAUAUAUCUGGUAAUCGAUAUGUUAAUUACAUGGCGGUGGCUGCAGCAGACAUACCGGGAUAUUGGAUAGCUGUAGUGUUAAUGACCAGAAUCGGGAGAAAGCCUGUGCUCAUUGGUGCUUACUGGAUUUGCGCUGCGUGCCAAUUGGGCUAUAUUUUCUUACCAAUCAACAAGUACGGCCUCUCCAUGAUGAUGUACCUCAUCGGCAAGCUCGCCAUCGCCGUCGUCAUGAUGUCCUUGUACAUUUACACCUCGGAGAUCUAUCCGACCAGAUACAGACACAGUUUGUUUGCCUUUUCCUCUAUGAUUGGGCGAAUAGGUGCGAUGACUGCCCCUUUGACUCCGGCAUUUGGAGCGGCCCUUUUUGAUAAUUUUCCUUCGAUGCUCUUCUGUGGGUUUGCCUUGCUGUCUGGUGCCCUAGUAUUCCUGGCGCCAGAGACGCUGGGCACCAAGCUUCCGGACACAUUGGAGGAGGCUGCUGACAUCGGGGCCAACAAAUCUGACCCUCGAAUUGUCGAGUAA